CGGAGCAUGUACACAACUUAUCCAGUCAUACGGCGCUGACGAUCAAGUUUUGAUUUUCGCCUAUUCACGCCAUUCGAGCAUAUAAACAAUUUUUGAUUGGAACAGUAAUAUUUUAAUAUUUAUAUCUACGAUUCGAUAAAAAAUGAGUUCUAUAGGCACAGGGUAUGACUUGUCUGCUUCUCAAUUUUCACCUGACGGACGUGUGUUUCAAGUCGAAUACGCGCAGAAAGCCGUCGAGAAUGGAGGAACGGUCAUAGGACUGAGAGGAAAAGAUGGCAUUGUAUUCGCUGUGGAGAAGAUAGUUACGUCGAAGCUCUACGAGGUUGGCACGAACAAAAGAAUAUUCAAUAUAGAUCAACAUGUUGGUAUGGCAGUUUCUGGUUUGAUAUCAGAUGCUAGACAGAUCGUAGAGAUUGCUAGGUCAGAAGCAUCUAGCUAUAAGUCUCAAUAUGGGAUCGGUAUCCCUUUGAAAUAUCUAAACGAAAGAGUUUCCAUGUACAUGCAUGCAUACACUUUGUAUUCAGCAGUCAGGCCAUAUGGCUGUUCAGUAAUUCUUGGUGCCUAUGAGCACGAUGGUCCAGCUAUGUAUAUGAUAGAUCCUUCUGGAGUUUCGUAUGGAUAUUAUGGUUGCGCCGUUGGCAAAGCAAAACAGUCAGCAAAGACGGAAAUUGAAAAAUUGAAGUUAUCUGAAAUGACUUGCAACGAAUUAGUAAAAGAAGCAGCGCGUAUAAUCUACCUCGUUCACGAUGAAUUGAAAGACAAACAGUUCGAGCUUGAAAUGAGCUGGGUUGGUAAACACACGAACGGAAGGCAUGAACGUAUACCAGCUGACAUAAAAUCCGACGCCGAGACAAAAGCAAAACAAGCAAUGGCGGAAGAUUCAGACAGUGAGACAGAAGACAUGUUAUAAUUUAAUAAUAUGCCAUAAUUUAUAUCUACAAUUGCUACAGCAAAUUUUUUGUCAACAAUAAUUCAGUCAAAUAAAGAAUACCGUCUGUUGUUUAUAAAA
Frieseomelitta varia is the source of this 1009-nucleotide messenger RNA. RefSeq names its product proteasome subunit alpha type-3 (gene Prosalpha7). Gene Ontology annotation, cellular component: proteasome core complex, alpha-subunit complex; nucleus; proteasome core complex. Lineage: Eukaryota; Metazoa; Arthropoda; Insecta; Hymenoptera; Apidae. The transcript has 4 exons. The record is from RefSeq and is a predicted model, not a curated record. Gene Ontology annotation, biological process: ubiquitin-dependent protein catabolic process. Bases 143 to 910 code for a protein of 255 amino acids.